This is a messenger RNA of Aureobasidium vineae, 1692 nucleotides long. The record is from the annotation of a GenBank genome assembly. Lineage: Eukaryota; Fungi; Ascomycota; Dothideomycetes; Dothideales; Saccotheciaceae.
AUGAGGGUCAAAUUGCCAGUCGCGGAACAUGAGUUUCCCAAGUCCGGACUUGUCAGAGCUAUUAUUGAGUGCGUCACUGCAGACAUUACGGACGUUGAGAAGUUUUAUAACAUCACCUUCUCUGAGACGCGUAUCCUUCGCUUGAAGGACUACUAUCGCGAUAAGCUUGCUGAGCUGACGGCUGUCCCAUUCCUUUUCUUGGACUCGGAAGAUCGAACCGACUAUAUACUGCUGGAAAAAUACUUGCACCAACAACUCGGAGGUCUCGCAUCUUUCGAAGCUUCUCUUGAAGAAGUAAAGCCUAUCAUUGAACCAUUUGCAUCCAAACUGGUCGAACUCGUUGAACGCAGACAAAAGGUAGUGCCGACCACAGGCAGAUAUGCAGCAGAUGUUCUUUCGUCUGUGUCCGAAGAUGUAAGAAAGAAGCUUCAUGCGAUCACAAGCACUGAGCUUCAGUCUCAGAAUCCAGCAGACCGCUUUGCGGCCUAUCGUGCGAUCAGAUGUGUAGGAGAGUUGACGGAAGCGCUGGAGGAAUGCAUGGCCUUCUACAAGGGAUAUGAUCCAGACUUCACGUGGUGGACGUCUGCCCCGUUCCAAGAGAUCCUUCAGCAGCUGGACUCCUUCAGAGCGGCUGUGAACGGUAAGCUCGUCGGAGGUUCUGAAGGAAACUCUACCGAUGAUAUCGUUGGGCAGCCAAUUGGACGGCAAGGUCUCCUGGCGGAUCUCGAUACUCAAUUCAUCGCAUACAGUCCUGAAGAGCUGAUCAAUAUUGCUGACAAAGAGUAUGCUUGGUGCGAAGCCGAGAUGGUCAAGGCUUCUAAGGCACUGGGAUACGGUCAAGAUUGGAAAGCCGCACUUGAGCACGUCAAGAAUCUUUACGUCGAACCUGGUCAGCAGACGCGUCUUGUCCACGAGCUGUCUGCAGAAGCAGUAGCUUAUGUCAAACGUCACGAUAUGGUCACAGUCCCGACUAUCGCCGAGGAGUGCUGGAGAACUUUCAUGAUGACACCAGAGCGACAAAAAGUCAACCCGUUCUUCUUGGGCGGUGAGAGCCUCAUUGUGUCAUACCCAACUGACACAAUGUCGCAUUCAGACAAACUGAUGUCCAUGCGUGGAAACAACAGACCUAUGUCGCGGAGUACCGUCUUUCACGAGCUGAUCCCUGGUCACCAUCUACAAAUGCAUAUGAUCGCCCGAUAUAGGUCCUACAGAAGCCUCUUCACCACACCCUUUUGGAUCGAGGGUUGGGCUUUCUACUGGGAGUUUGUUCUGUGGGAUCGUGGCUUUGCCAACACACCGGAAGAAAAGAUCGGUAUGCUCUUCUGGCGCAUGCAUCGCUGUGCGCGCAUCGUCUUCAGUCUCAAGUUUCAUAUGAAUCAAAUGACGCCCCAAGAAUGUAUCGACUACUUGGUUGACAAAGUCGGGCAUGAGAGAGCCACCGCCGAAGGUGAGGUUAGGAGAAGCUUUAAUGGCGACUACAAUGCUUUGUAUCAAGCCGGGUAUAUGCUCGGAGCACUGCAAAUAUAUGCCAUGAGAAAGGAAAUGGUAGAGAAUGGUGGUAUGUCAGAGAAGGAGUUUCACGAUCGCAUACUCAAGAAAGGAGAGAUGCCGAUUGAGAUCCUCAGAGCCUUGAUGCAGGACAGGAAACUUCGGCCUGGUCAUAAAGCAGCUUGGAGGUUUUAUGAUAUCUGA